AUGUCGAUUCCCUGUCUCUUCGAGGAUCGCUUCGAGAUCCGCUCGGUGGACAGCUCAAAGUUCGAGCGCGUCUGUCGGCUUAAGGGGAAGAGCUCCGGCUUCGACGCAGACAUCCAGCUCGACGUCAACUCCGACCUCUUGCCAGUCAAGGAAAAACAACGGCUGUAUAUCGGCCUCACGAACAGUCUGCAGAGCACCAGCAGCGCGCGCAAAGAAGACGCGGGCGCCUGGGCGGAGCCCUCAGCCUGCCUGCAGGAGUACGACUACGUGAUGUAUGGCAAGAUCUUCCGCAUUGAAGAGUGCUCCUCAGAACGCCGAAUCCUGUACGCGUCCUUCGGCGGGCUGCUUAUGGCGCUGGCUGCAGACAAGCACGUCGUGGGGGAUCUCGAGCUGGACAUGCGCAUUUACAUUUUGAUUCGCCGCAGCGAAGACGUCCACUCGCUGAUUGCAUGA
Messenger RNA from Besnoitia besnoiti, 453 nucleotides. Its product is annotated as DNA-directed RNA polymerase II RPBABC8. The transcript is spliced from 3 exons. The record is from RefSeq and is a predicted model, not a curated record. Gene Ontology annotation, biological process: DNA-templated transcription. Gene Ontology annotation, cellular component: RNA polymerase III complex; RNA polymerase II, core complex; RNA polymerase I complex. Lineage: Eukaryota; Apicomplexa; Conoidasida; Eucoccidiorida; Sarcocystidae. Bases 1 to 453 code for a protein of 150 amino acids. Gene Ontology annotation, molecular function: DNA-directed RNA polymerase activity.